CGCGCGCAGCGCUGGCCGUUGAACGCAGUCCGUUGCCGCGAACCGUUUUCAAACACGUGCGCGUAAUAUGAUCGACAAUAAAAAUUAAAUCACGGUCACUAAUGAAAUUUUCAAACAGAUAACGAUUUUAUUUUUUUUAAAGAUAACCGUGUGUUGUGGAAAACGUCUAUGUGGAUGCAAGGGAUUCAGCAAUAUAAACUUAAGUAGUGGGCACGCCAAGAUGUGGCGUGCAAUACUACUGAUGUGGCUGGCGUCGCCGAAUCUGUGCCAACAGAUCCAGCCAAACAGAGUAUUCAGUGUGUCUACCGUCUGCGAUAAGACAUCCAUGACAAUCCACUUGGAGAUGGCGCAACCGUUUAAAGGACUUGUCUUCAGUAAAGACUUCUCAAGGGAAUGUCGAGUUCAAGGGAGUCAUCAGAAUAAAAUUACUUUAAAUCUGCCAUCGAACGCAUGUGGCGUGAGAACCUCGACUAUGAACACCACAGUGGAAGAACCUGAUGAUGAAGAUGAUUUGUAUUACAACGUGGAGCUGGUCGUGCAGAUGGAUAGACAGCUGCAACAAUCAUCCGACCAGGAGCUGUUAGUUAGAUGUAAAUUACAACCUCGGGCGGUUCGCAUCAACAGCUCGGCAUUAGAGACGGUAAUCAACAAUAAAUUACGCGAAAUGACUACCAGGGAGGCGAAGAAAACAAGAACUGGCCGCAACCGUCAAGGAUUUGCAAAUGCAGCCGAAUUAGAGCAACGUGAGUGGCUGAUGGCGGCUGCACGUGCCUGGAUGGAAUUGGCCCCAGCAGUGUCUGCUGCAGAGCCCGCUACAGUCGAAGUUGGACAGCCCACAAGACUACUUAUUCAAUGCACUUUACCUGUGGGCGUGGGACUCCGAGUAACUAAUUGCGUCGCUCACGACGGACUAGGAGAAGCAUCACAGAAAUUACUCGACGACGCUGGCUGUCCUAUCGAUGAAACCAUUUUCAAUAAACCAUCAAUCCACCACCACAAACACAAAAGCACAGAAAUUGACUUUUCUGAUCUAGAACCCGUUGAUCUCCAGAAGAAUAUUGAUGAGAAAACCUCAAUUAAACUAGAAAAAUCCGACCCAGAAAAUAUGUUUAAGAAUAUUAUGACUUAUCAACACGCUGUUACUACUUUUGCGGCUUUCAAAUUUCCUGACAGAGCUAAGUUACAUUUGACUUGUGGAAUUGAGCUCUGCAAAGGGCAAUGUCCACCCGUGGACUGCAAAGCUUUGCAGAAACCCCAACAAACCAGAGAUGGGCUGCUCAGGAAGGCUCGAUUAGAUAAGGAUACUAAGGGUAUCGUAAUCGAUAGACUGGAAGUAUACAAUAGUAUAGAGGUUCAUGCACCGAAUAUAGAAUUAGAAGACGAAGCUUCAAUUAGAGGGUCAAGAAGAAUAGAAUCAGAAGAAGACGAAUUUGUGCGAGGAUUUUCACCAGGAGACAAGACAAUAUGCUUGUCCCCAGGAAAAAUGGCCUUAGCGUUCUGUGUCUUAGGAAUCAUUUUCCUCUGCGCAAUCGCGGUGGCCUUUAUAUCUUUGGUGCGAGCAAGACGGCGUCUUGGAAGAGAGCCGCUGCAUACGUCUUUAUCGUUCUACACCGGAAGCAAGAGCAUGUUUUCGUCAAGCGAGAGUUCCAGUUCUGGUCUUAGUGGUAGCAAACUUCUUUUAACAGAUAGCCCUUAUUUAGACCACCAUUCAUCUUCCAGCAAUAAUUGGCCAUAUUCUAGGGCUUUCUGACAAGCGGCCCGUCGGCGUGAUGUGGGUUUACGCGAGUUUUAAAAGCGAUAUGUAUUUCACUUUUCUCUCAGUCAUUUGAGAUAUAGGUACGUUUAUAUGUGGCAGCUAACUAGCUUUACUAGCCGUUUAACAAACGGCCUAUAUGACUGGCCAUUUGAUUGAAUGGCUGAAUUUCUUAUUCAGGCGACAAGCUUAAUAGUGAUGGAAUUAUCAUUAAAACCGAGUUGCUUCCAAAUUGGUACGUUAGGUAAAGAUAUAUUCGCACUUCACAAAAAUUAAAUUGCCAUGAAAAAUAUAGCUACCAUAAUAUGUAGCUGUAUUGUAUGUACUGCAAUAUCAUUUUUUACACAAACUAGGCUGUUAUUUAAACUAGUUUUUGGCGACAUAUUCAUAGCAAGAAAGUAAUCUUCUUGUAUAAAGAAGCAUAAAGCAUAUUACUAUAAAUCCAGGUGAAUUGCUAAUGGUACCUACUUACCUGAACAUUUUUGCAUCACUGGAUAUUUAUAAAUUAUUAUUAACUUCUGUGAUCUUUUAUGACGUAAAGAAAUCGGAUAAAUUAUUACUCAGUAUUUUUUUUCUAAAAUGUCU
Messenger RNA from Spodoptera exigua (beet armyworm), 2338 nucleotides. The record is from the annotation of a GenBank genome assembly. Lineage: Eukaryota; Metazoa; Arthropoda; Insecta; Lepidoptera; Noctuidae.